Molecule: messenger RNA, 1134 nt
Organism: Cavenderia fasciculata
Lineage: Eukaryota; Evosea; Eumycetozoa; Acytosteliales; Cavenderiaceae
Exons: 3
Coding region: 1-1134 (377 amino acids)
Cellular component (GO): cytoplasm
Source: RefSeq, a predicted model, not a curated record
AUGAUAAAGACAUUCAUAGGAUACGUAGAUACACCAUUCGAUAGUGAUGAUGCAUACCCAUAUGAAACUAAAAUAGGUGGUGCUCCUAUUUGGUGUUCUCAACCACCUGCACAAUACAAAGAUUUAAAAUGUACAAGUUGUUCUAAAGAGAACUUGGCCUUUCUGUUGCAAGCAUAUUGUCCGUUAGACUCGGUACCCGACUAUGAAAGAAACUAUUAUAUCUUUGUUUGUCCAAAGUGUAGUAAUGGUGCAAAUGGUUGGAAGGUGAUUAAAUGUUUAGAUCCUCUUAAAGAGUAUGACGACGAUCAAGACGACGAUGAAGAAGACAAUGAAAAUGACGACGAACAAGAAGAAGAAGUUACAACAAAGAAAGAACAAGGUGAUUGGGGUGUUGAUGAUGAUGAUUGGGGUGCUGAUGAUGAUAAUGAAAACGAAACAUCUACAACAACUACAACAUCAUUACAACAACAAGAAAAAAAACAAACAAUAGCGGAAAUGAUUAAAAGUAGAGACCAACAAUUACAAUUGGAUCAAAACAAACCAAAAAAGAAACAACCACAAGUAUCCCUUAGGGAAUCAUUCAAUAGUGAACAAGAGAUUAUUUCAGGUGUAGUCAUUGAAAAUGAUAAGAGUAAUCAAUAUGAAUCAUAUUACUUGUUCAUUGAAGAAGAAAAAUUAAAGAAACAACAACAUCAACAACAAGAGGAUCAAUCUCAUCAUCUCAAAAAAUAUCAAUCACACGACGUUGAAGAAGCGGAAGCUUGGUCUGGUGAAACCUAUGAAUAUGUACAGGAUAGAGUAUUUAGUAAAUUUUUAAAGAAAAUUGGUUCAAAUCCAGAUCAAUGUUUAAGAUAUUCAUUUGGAGGUGAAGCAUUGUGUAUGUCAAAUCAAGGAGUUGAACAAGUUAGAAAUGCACCAAAAUGUAAACAAUGUUCUAGAACAAAGACAUUUGAAUUCCAAAUCCUUUCAACAAUGAUCACUCAAAUAGAACCAAGAAACAAUCAACCAAAUGAACUUGAUUUUGGAAAUGCUUUUAUCUAUUCAUGUCCCAACAAUUGCUAUGAUAAAUCAAAGGAUAUUUUUAAUGAUGUAGCUUAUAUUGAAGAUUCUAUAAUAAUUGAAAGAGCAGUAUAA